Molecule: messenger RNA, 2110 nt
Organism: Trifolium pratense (red clover)
Lineage: Eukaryota; Viridiplantae; Streptophyta; Magnoliopsida; Fabales; Fabaceae
Product: probable glucan 1,3-beta-glucosidase A
Biological process (GO): actin filament bundle assembly; cell migration; establishment or maintenance of cell polarity
Cellular component (GO): cytoplasm; actin cytoskeleton
Molecular function (GO): hydrolase activity, hydrolyzing O-glycosyl compounds; actin filament binding
Source: RefSeq, a predicted model, not a curated record
GCAAUGCAAGAUCAUUAAAAUAAAAUAAAAAUGCAAGUUCAAAACUCUAAUUUGCUUGCACCAAAUCCUCCAUACAAAGCUGUGAAUCUAGGAAACUGGCUUGUGGUUGAAGGGUGGAUGGAACAACCUUCUCUCUUUGAUGGAAUUGUCAACAAAGAUCUCUUGGAUGGAAAUCAAGUACAACUUAUGUCCACAAAGUUUCAUACAUUUCUUGCCGCUGAAGAUGGGGGAGGACUAGCUGCUAUUGUAGCCAACCGUACUUCAGCUUCUGGUUGGGAAACAUUCAAACUUUGGAGGGUGAAUGACUCAUCCUUCAAUUUUAGAGUGUUUAACAAAAAAUUUGUGGGGCUAAAUAAUCAAGGAGGAGGCAACACAAUUGUAGCCUUUUCAGAUUCACCUAGCAACCAAGAUACAUUUCAGAUUAUAAGGAACAAUGAUGAUCCCUUCAAAAUUAGAAUCAAAGCAUCAAAUGGUCUAUUUUUGCAGGUUGAAUCACAAACAUCAGUGAGAGCAAGUUACCAAGGCACAAGUUGGGACGAAAAUGAUCCAUCAGUCUUUCGUAUGAAUGUCAUAAAUAAGUUAGAUGGAGAGUACCAACUUACUAAUGGUUAUGGCCUAGCUAAAGCUCCUCAAGUCUUAAGGGAUCACUGGAAUUCUUACAUAACUGAAGAUGAUUUCAUAUUCAUGUCACAAAAUGGAUUAAAUGCUGUGAGAAUUCCUGUUGGAUGGUGGAUUGCCCAAGAUCCAAAUCCACCUAAGCCUUUUGUUGGGGGAUCUUUGGCUGCACUUGAUAAUGCUUUCACAUGGGCACAAAAUCAUGGGAUGAAAGUGAUUGUAGACUUGCAUGCUGUUGAAGGAUCUCAAAAUGGUAAUAGUCAUAGUGGGACAAGAGAUGGAUAUAUAGAAUGGGGUGAUUCUUACAUACCUCAGACAGUCUCUGUGAUAGAUUUCUUGGCAAAAAGGUAUGGUAACCACCCAAAUUUAGGAGGAAUAGAGCUAAUGAAUGAGCCACAAGGUGUCAACCUAGAUAGCCUCAAGAAGUAUUACAAGGCAGGUUAUGAUGCUGUGAGAAAAUACAGCCAAAAUGCUUAUGUGAUCAUGUCAAACCCAUUGGGUGAAGAUUCCAAAGUUCUACUCUCAUUUGUUAGUGGCUUCGACAAUGUAGUCCUUGAUGUGCAUUACUACAAUCUUUUUUGGGAUGGUUUCAAUAACAUGAAUGUUCAACAAAAUAUUGACUUCAUAAGAAAUGAUAGAUCCUCAGAUCUUAGAGGUGUCUCUUCAACAAAUGCUCUUACUUUUGUAGGGGAAUGGACUGGAGAAUGGAGCUUACGAGAUGCAUCUAAAAGAGACUCCCAAAGAUAUGCCCUAUCCCAAUUGGAUGUGUAUUCUGAUGCAACAUUUGGAUGGGCUUAUUGGUCCUAUAAAUGUCAGUUUGGAAAUUGGAGUCUCAAGUGGAUGAUCGAGAAUGGUUACAUAAAGCUCUAGAUACACAUGAAAAAGUUAUCAUAUUUUUUCAUCAGAAUGCAUACUUUUGAAUAAUUUGUGUAGUGUGGAUGUAUACUUUGAAACAUUAUUUAAACAUAUCACUAUUGCAGUUUUGCCUAUUUUUAAGUUGGUUAAAAAUGACAUGUUAACUCAGUUUCGUGUAUGAUUAAAAAGAAGAUGACUUAAUAAAUGUUACAUUGUUAACUCACUUAGUGACCUGGUCUAAUAAAUAAGGUCUCGUUAUAGGUUUUUUAUAGACUUAACACCAUUAUAACCGCUAUUUGACAAUAUUUUGUACUAGCGCGUAUGGCAGAACAAUAGCAGUUUGUUCAAAUUCAGCUACACUAUAAUGUUAUAGCGCCACUAUAUCGGCUAUUUUGAAACACUGCUUCUAACUAAGCAGCCUUUUAAAACUACACAUUACAAUGGCCAAGUCUUGUCUUGUCAUAUACAUGAAAGAGAGAGUACCUUAAAUUAGCUAAAACAGAAUCACAAGCCUUAACAAUGUUCUAGCAGCAGUUAAGAUCAUCCAAGUUCUUGGUUACUUGGUAGGACUUGAAAACUAGGUAUAUGCUGUUCCAAGAACCCCUUUAUAAAGAAUAUGAUAUAUAUGUUGUAUCAGAAA